Messenger RNA from Myxocyprinus asiaticus (Chinese sucker), 3733 nucleotides. Its product is annotated as ataxin-2-like protein. Gene Ontology annotation, biological process: cytoplasmic stress granule assembly. Gene Ontology annotation, cellular component: cytoplasmic stress granule. Gene Ontology annotation, molecular function: RNA binding. The transcript has 24 exons. The coding region runs from base 283 to 3345 and encodes 1020 amino acids. The record is from RefSeq and is a predicted model, not a curated record. Lineage: Eukaryota; Metazoa; Chordata; Actinopteri; Cypriniformes; Catostomidae.
GAAGAAAAAAAAAACAGACUUCGCGUUUAUCGCUGGCUAAUUUGCGAGACGUGGUGCCGGUAAUAUUUAAUAGAAAAAUAAAGCUCGUUAAAUAUUCGUGUUCCGUUCAUGACGAAAUAUCGCACUGAACUGGACUUUUGGCUGUAACAGAAAACGAGCGACCGAAUCUGAAAAUACUGCGGAAAAGCUAAUAAAAUAGGACAGCAGACAGGCUUUUCAAGUUACUAGCUUGUCAUAGGCAACAAGGAGAAAUUUAGCGGGCAACUCAUUUAGCGGCUAGUUAUGUCCUUUCGCCGACAGAACCAACCUGGACCCGGUGGCCGCAAAACAUCCAAUGGAACUUCAGGAUCAAUGGCUUCGUCAGUUUCGGGGAAUAACACUAACAGACCCGCCCCGGGAAGAAACAGAAAUUCUGUGAAGACUCCCUCACCGUCACCAUCUGUAUUUGAGGGUGUGUACAACAACUCCCGGAUGCUUCAUUUUCUCACAGCUGUGGUGGGCUCCAGAUGUGACGUUAUGGUGAAGAAUGGCAGUGUAUAUGAGGGAAUCUUCAAGACUUUAAGCUCGCGAUGUGAACUGGCAGUGGAUGCAGUACACAAGUUGAAAAAUGAUGAGGGGGAUUGGGGGGGUGGUGGUGGUGGCACACCUGUCCAUCCCAGGAGAGAAGAGAUCACAGACACCAUGAUCUUUGGCCCUAUUGACUUGGUCACCAUGACCUGUAGAGAUGUGGACCUCAACUAUGCCACGCGAGACACUUUCACAGACUCUGCAAUCGGCUCAUCACGUGUAAAUGGUGACCAUAGAGAUAAGGUCCUUAAAAGGUGGGAUGGAGGUGAUGGUAACGGAGAAAAUUUUGACCUAGAGGCAGAUGCAUCAAAUGGUUGGGAUGCCAGCGAGAUGUUUCGCUUUAAUGAAGAGACCUAUGGGGUGAAGUCCACCUAUGACUCCAGUCUCUCCAUGUACACGGUUCCUCUAGAGCGGGUCAGCACAGAGGGCUUCAGGCAGCGAGAGGCUCGAGCUGCUCGGUUGGCCAAUGAGAUUGAGGCCAGUUCACAGUACCGGCACAGGGUGUCACUGGAGAAUGAUGAGGGAAGAACUGAGGAGGACAGAUACAGCGCUGUGGUGCGGGACAAGGAACGGGAUGCAGGAGAAAGAGAGAGGGGAAGAGACAGCCCUGGAUUCUCCAGCGCUGGGAGCAGGGAAGGCAAAUACGUUCCUCUGCCUCAGCGGGCAAGGGAAAGAGAAAUGGGAGUUUCUGGAAGAGGUGAAAGAGGUGGAGCUGUAUCCACCCUGCCCAAUCGAACAAAUAGACCUGGUCCUUCAAGCUCCUCCCCCAGACCCCUCUCCUCGGGCAGUGGUCAGCCCAUUUCUCCCACAGAUAGGAGCAGCCCUCUAUCUGUCAGAGGAUAUUCGACACACCAGUCCCAGAGCAGCCCACCUACACAGCCUCGCCCCUCAGAGCCUGGUCACUCCAGCCCCCCUUCCCCACACACACUCCCACAUUCGCUCUCACACCCACAGUCUCUCUCUGAUUCGGCACGGCCUGUCAAUGGAGUGUCAUCCCGAAUGUCACCCAAGUCUCAGAGACCUGGACUGAGCAACAGAAACCUGCGUGCCUCAAACUCGCACUCCUCUACAGUCUCUCGUUCCCCUAAACCAGACGCUCCUUCCCAGGACCAUUCUGCCUACCUGGAUACCUCUUCAGUUACCACGGUGACUCCCAAACUCAGUGGCCCCACACCUUUGUUCCCUGUAGAUGUGAAUGAAAUCCUGUCUAAGGAAAGGACAGAGAAUCCAGCUAGUCCUCAGGAGGGCAAAAACAGCAAAGUCUCUUCAGUCCAGCAAAGAUCGCAAAAUCUUGAGGAUCUUCGUAAGUUUUAUAAAGAUUUUAGGCUUCCAUCUAGCUCCACUCCCUCCAGCCUCAACACUUCAAACACACCCACAGACUCUGCCCAGCCAAACCCCGCCCACAACACACAAACAGACCUUGCUGUUACUACAGAAUCUAAACCUGCCAUGGCCACAACCCCAGCCUCAGCAGAGCUUCCAGCAGUGGAGAGAAGUAGAGAGAUAAAUGCAGAAGGGGUGGUAACCACCACCCCUCCACCAGCCACAUCCAUCUCUGCACCCUCUGCCCUCUGUGGCCCUGCCAUGCAAAAUCCAACUACGGAAGGGCAAUCGGCAGGGACACCCCAGCCUGCGAGGACCCCAGGCAGUGAGGAGGGCAAGCCAGAGACUGCUGAGAGAUCAGAGGGCGAGACUGAUCAAGUGAAGAAAUCUACACUAAACCCCAAUGCCAAAGAGUUCAACCCCAUCAAGGCCCCUCUCAGCAUGGUGAAGCCCUCAGCCACUCCCACCCCACCACGGCCGACCCCGCCCAGCCCCACAGUGGUGCUACAGCCUCCACCAAGCCAGGGAGCCAUUUACACCCAGUACCUUAGCUACGUCUCGCCUAUCCAGAUACAGGGUCACUCUGUACAGGCACCUCAGAUGUACCCGUAUCCCAUGACAACUGUUAGUCAAGGGAAGUACCCAAGAGCUAAAGGUUCAGUGGUGACCCCUCGUCCAGACCACAGUUCUUCAGCACCCCCUAUGAUGCAGGCUGCUGCGUCAGCAGCAGGACCACCUCUGGUGGCCUCUCCAUACCCUCCCUCAUAUCUGCAGUAUAACCAGGUCAUACAAGCCAUGCCCCACUACCAUGGACAGAUGUACUCCAUGCUCCAGGCUGGACCACGGAUGUUGGGAUCAGGAGGGCACCCACAGGCACUGGGUCCCCCUGGCCCCCAGUAUCCUGGCCAGACUGAGGGACCACCAGGACCUCAGCAGGGAAUGUAUGCUCCACAGCCAUUCUCUCAUCACUCUGGUUCCAUGCAUCACCCUCAGCCCUCCAGCACCCCUACAGGCAGCCAGCCACCCCCUCAGCACCCUGCCCCCAGUUCAGGACCGUCCGGUCAAUCUGGUCCUCAGCCUCAGUCUCUGUAUCACUCUGGACCGCUGUCAGCCCCUACGCCCCCUGGACACAGCUCCCCACAAGCCACCUACUCCCUUCAGGGCUACAGCCUGCCUGGACACCAACCCCUGCCUCUCCCUUACUCCUCCCUAGGACAGCUCACACAGGCUCAUGUUUCAGGUGCUCUCUCGGGUCCUCACCACUCUGGAGGUCAUGGCCCACCGCAAGUGAUGCUGCUCCAUGCCCCGCCUCACCAGCAGGGCUCUGGCCCCCAGCACGGACCUCCCCCAUCCCAACAGGGAACCCACCAGCACUACACCUACAUUGGACCACCUCAGGUCCCGGUGCAGGGUCACCCUCCCCAGCAGAUUCCAUUCCACCCUCCUGGAAACUGACAGUGACUUGGAGACUGAAACAGAGCUAGACAGAGAGCACCCCGAUCUGAACACUCGGUAGUGUGCGUGUGAUCACACUCUCAUUUGUACAUACUCGCCACCUGCUUCAAGAAUGGGGGAAAAAAGGUUUUGUUUUUAUUCAUACCUCAAGCACAUUCAGUCUUGCCAGUUUUAUUUUUUCAUUUACUUUUAAUUUGAGUGGAUGGGGACACACCGUGUCUAAAGCAGAAAGAGGGAAUGAGUGAGCGUGUGAGACAAUGGAAAGAAUGAGGGACAUUUUUAUAAAAAUACUAUGUCCUCAACCCCCUUUUUAAAUAAGUAAAUAAAUAAACUGUUAAAGAACCAAAAAAAUCCAUAAAAGUGUAUAAAAAUAAAUUUUUUAACUCUU